This is a messenger RNA of Austrofundulus limnaeus, 5055 nucleotides long. RefSeq names its product Cbl proto-oncogene, E3 ubiquitin protein ligase (gene cbl). The record is from RefSeq and is a predicted model, not a curated record. Gene Ontology annotation, cellular component: plasma membrane; membrane raft. Gene Ontology annotation, molecular function: receptor tyrosine kinase binding; SH3 domain binding; calcium ion binding. Lineage: Eukaryota; Metazoa; Chordata; Actinopteri; Cyprinodontiformes; Rivulidae. The coding region runs from base 856 to 3696 and encodes 946 amino acids. Gene Ontology annotation, biological process: negative regulation of epidermal growth factor-activated receptor activity; cell surface receptor signaling pathway. The transcript has 16 exons.
CCCGACUUUAAUCGGGAACGCGCAGAAAGAAGAAGGCGUGGCGGCGUGGGGUGUCGAACGGAAGGGGACGUACAGGAAAAGAAAAAGGCCGCUGCCUCACGCACGACGUACACGUCACUGGCGGAGCGAGGGGCGGGCGGGGGGAAGCAGAAGAGCAAUGUUGCUUAAUUUCCACAAUUAUUUAUUCGUCCCUCUCUUCCCGUUUGUUACCGCGAAGCUAUCGCAGUUUGAAGUGCAACUUCCUCCCAGUCAUCGGGUGAGGGGUGUCUGUCGUGAGCACACACACUGUCAGUGACACACAGCCACUGAACUUCCCGUCAAGACGCAGCACACACACACACAAGCGUCAAGAGCUGCUGCCGUUUGUGACCAAAAAAAAAAAAGGGGAACGACAUCGUGGGUUGUCAAGACGAGAGGACACACUCGACUCCACACGGCAUUUGGASAGAGAAGGGGUGCCUUUGUCCUCCAGCUGAGCGCGAGCCGAGACGGUUCUGGUGUUCCGCUAAUUAGCCUGCGUUGCUCCCUGCAGAGAGAGAGAGAGAGCAGGGCUCCCUCCCUGCACAGCCUCUGUGAGUCACUGGGCUUGUUAGAGCCCCAAUCUGGACAUUUAACCUAAUUUUAAUGCUACUGAUGGGAUAUUUUAGUAAAUAGUCCCCGUUUCCUUCUGCUACCCCCCGUCGGACCGUGGCUCGGAUUUGCCCCUCGGGCGCUGUCCUCGCAGCGGGGGGGUACGGGAUCACCACCGCCCGGUGAAGCUAACUCUCCAGGCGGUGGUUCGGUCUCUUUUGACCCUUGCCCCUGCCUCGCCUGUCUCCUUGCCGCUCUGGCCGACCCUAGCCGACUCCGAACACUAUGGCAGGGAACCUGAAGAAAGGUGGGAUUAUCGGAAUGAUGAAGGAUGCCUUCCAGCCACACCAUCACCACCUCCACUCCCAUCACCAGCCCGGGGUCGUGGACAAGAAAACGGUGGAAAAAUGCUGGAAACUGAUGGAUAAGGUGGUGCGGCUGUGCCAAAACCCCAAAUUGGCUCUGAAAAACAGCCCCCCUUACAUCCUUGACUUGCUGCCAGACACCUACCAGCACCUGCGCACCAUCUUAUCUCGCUAUGAAGGCAAAAUGGAGACGCUGGGGGACAACGAGUACUUCCGGGUCUUCAUGGAGAACCUAAUGAAAAAGACCAAGCAGACCAUCAGUUUGUUCAAAGAGGGCAAGGAGCGCAUGUAUGAGGAGAAUUCACAACCCAGGCGGAAUCUCACCAAACUGUCGUUGAUCUUCAGCCACAUGCUGGCUGAACUGAAAGCCAUCUUCCCCAAUGGUCUUUUUCAGGGCGACAAUUUCCGCAUAACCAAAGCAGAUGCUGCAGAGUUCUGGAGGCGUGCUUUUGGGGACAAAACCAUUGUGCCUUGGAAAGUAUUUCGUCAGUCCCUCCACGAAUUUCAUCCCAUCAGCUCCGGGCUGGAGGCCAUGGCUCUUAAGUCCACAAUAGACCUCACCUGCAACGACUACAUCUCUGUUUUUGAGUUUGACAUCUUUACGAGGCUAUUUCAGCCUUGGUCAUCCCUGUUGCGGAACUGGAACAGCUUGGCUGUUACUCAUCCAGGGUACAUGGCCUUCCUCACCUACGAUGAGGUCAAAGCCCGUUUGCAGAAGUUCAUCCACAAGCCCGGCAGUUACAUCUUUCGUCUAAGCUGCACACGACUGGGCCAGUGGGCCAUCGGUUAUGUGACGGCAGAUGGGAAUAUUCUUCAAACCAUUCCCCACAAUAAACCCCUCUUCCAAGCCCUCAUAGAUGGUUUCAGAGAAGGAUUCUAUUUGUUUCCUGAUGGCCGGACCCAAAACCCUGACCUGACUGGACUGUGUGAGCCUUCACCACAAGACCACAUUAAAGUUACUCAGGAGCAAUAUGAGCUGUACUGUGAGAUGGGCUCCACUUUCCAGCUUUGUAAGAUCUGUGCUGAGAAUGACAAGGAUGUGAAGAUCGAGCCCUGCGGUCAUCUCAUGUGCACCUCCUGUCUCACUGCCUGGCAGGAGUCAGAGGGUCAGGGAACGGGAUGUCCCUUUUGUCGCUGUGAAAUUAAAGGUACAGAGCCCAUUGUUGUUGAUCCUUUCGACCCCAAGGACAACAGCGGAGGCUCGUCUCGAUGCAUCAUGGGGGCUGAGGGCGCACCGUCGCCCAGCUAUGAUGACGAYGAUGAUGACAGACUUGAAGACCCCCACCUGGUGAUGAGUAAUCUUGCAAAGGUGGACCGCCCCCCGUCGCCCAUGUCCAUGCCUCCUCAGUCAUCUCUUCCCCCAGUGCCUCCCAGACUUGACUUAUUACCACACAGACCUUCACCGAACCCCACUGGUGCGUCCAGUCCAGUGGUCAGCAGCAAGGCACCGUCUCACCACAAAGACAAACCUCUUCCUCUUCCUCCUGGACUGCGGGAUCUUCCCCCUCCUCCUCCCCCAGACAGACCCCACACGGUCGGAGCGGUCCCUGAUGCCCGACUCCAGAGACGGCCCUUACCCAGCACUCCGGGGGAGCCCCCUCGAGAUAAACUCCCUCCCACACCCCCAAACCGUCCCGUGUCUGACUGGAACUCCAGGCCUGUUCCCAAGGCCCCCACCUCCUCCUCUUCCUCAUCGUCAUCAUGCUCUUCAUCCACACAAGUUUCCAGCCUGGGAGGGGACAUCCGAGCAGGUGUCAGGGAACUAUCCAACAGACACUCCCUCCCCUUGGCACUGCCCUCUGCUAUGGACACCCGCUCAGACUCCCAGAAGAACAACAGCUCUCUCAGUCUGGACCACCAGCUGAUUUUUGCUGCAGUACCUGGUCCAGAAUAUGACAACCCCAAAGUGAAACCCUCCUCCUCAGCCAAUGCCAUCUAUUCACUGGCAAACAGACCGUCUCCAGUUUUGAGGCCAGUAACAGGAGAAGAGCCAUGCGACAGUGAGGAGGACUCUGAAUACAUGAUUCCCUCUUCUCGUCCCGUCGUGGCACCACCCACUGGGGAGCCUCUACCAGUGCCGAGACCCCCACAGUCUCAGCCUCUGUCAGCACUCCAGGCACAGGCCCAACCCUCUGCUCUCAACUCCCGGCUGACACUAGCCGCUGAAGACGGACCUGUAAGUCAUGAAGCCAUGUACAACAUCCAAGGCAGAGAUUCAGGUUAUUCAGAACUGCCCCCUCUGGUGAUGGCGAACGGUCCCAGAGACCCUGUACUCGAGAACAAGGAGGAUGAGGACGACGACGAURACGGCUACGACUUUCCAAAGCCCCUACAUUUGCCCCCUGCACGACGGACCCUCUCAGAAAUCGGAGGCUCUUUGUCCUCAUCUUCCUCCUCAUCAUCAUCAUUCGUGUCCUCCACAGCUGCUUUCAAUCGCCUUUCUCUAGAUGUAGAUGCUGGAGCUAUGGCAUCCUUCUUGGAACCGUCAGAAGCAGCACCAGAGAGACCUCCAAAGCCUCUGCCGAGGCGGAUCAACUCGGAGCGCCGCCACAGCCCCGUCCCACCCGUUCCCCCCAGCGCCGCGUCGGCGGGAGGAGACGCCAACCCCCAGAUCAGCAGUGAGAUCGAGCACCUCAUGAAUCAGGGAUACUCGUACCAGGACAUCCAGAAAGCCCUGAUGAUCGCACAGAACAACAUAGAAAUGGCCAAGAAUAUCCUGCGUGAGUUCGUCUCGGUUCCCUCCGCGCACAUCCUCACAUAGCACAUCAUGGUGCCUCCGUCUCACGCCCGCUCUCGCCCUAGCUUGGCUCGGCCUGGUUCGGUUUCGGUUGGCACAGACCAACCCAGAGCCCACCGACUCCAGCGCCGGCUCCGGUGUUGGCAGACACCCUUUGCCACCCCCCAACGCGCUGUGAAUUUUUUAAACUGGCUCUUACUCCAGCAAUCUCACAGCAUCUCUGGGACUCUACGCCCUGCACUCCAUGCGCUUUCAACUGCAUUUGACCUUCGUUUUUUUUUUUUGUUUGUUUGUUUGUUUUUUUGCUACAGCAGGCCUCUUCGGUUUCAGUUGCAUCUCCUCUGUACUGAACAAACGCGUGUGGAAAAGCACGCAGCGCAAAACCUUCAUAGGAAUCCUGGGAAAACAGAUUCAGAUUUUUCAUGUCAAAGCCUCUUGCUGAAAAUGUAACCAACACCUCACAAAGAGAACUAAAAGUGUAUGUCUAUAUGAAAAUUUAAUAUAUAAGUAAAUAUAUAGUAAAUGUGUGUAAUAUAUACAGUACGUGCAUAUACAAUAUGUGAAAAUGAUUCAGCUUGAAGGGUUUCCUUUGGUACAACUAAAUGAGUAAGACCGGAGUCAGAUUACAAGCAGGGUUUGUCUCUUUCUGCCUGAUGGAGGAAGGAAGAGUUCAGGUGUCUACUCACCAGGAUGUUAUAGUCAGCAGCAGCUUGAAAAAACAAAAACAUGCAGCAAAGCUUUUUUUUUUUCCUUUUUUUUCAUAAAUUCAUUCUGAAAUGGCCUUUGAUUAACAAUAUUUUGGUACUUUUUUUAUUUUGAAAACCAGCUUGUUUUGUGGUGUUUUUGUAUUCCAGCGUAGCAUGACGAUGGUUUCAGGUCUGAAAGCAUUUCUGACUGGUUGUGUGCAUUACUCGUGUACGUGGGCAUGCUUGUGUGUGAGCUUCAGACCUGCUUCUCACGACCCCGCCCCCCACGCCCUGCACAACAUGAAUGUGGGAUUGCAGUCGGGCGUCCUCGGACUCGCGUUCCACAAACGUACUACUGCUCUACGUUGUAAAGGCAGGGCCUUGUGUAGCUGUAGAGCCCGGCAGUGAGAUUAUUAGACGUUUUAAUGUUGGCGACCCUGCAGUACCCUGCAUGGUCCGUGGUGGCUGAAAAGGUUAGUUUUGUUUUGUUUUCGUUGUCUGCAUUCAUUGGCUGGUUCAGUUUUUUCUGUUUCCAUCUCAGUCCGGUGUUACGCAACAAACAAAAAAAGUCAUUGAUUUUCUUUAAUAUAUUAUUGUUAUAUGAUCAUAAAUAUUAUUAUAAUUAAUUCAGAAGUGUUUCACUGCUGCUACUCUUGUUAGUGCUAAACAAUUAAAGCCUUAAAUGUACAUUUGUGAA